AAAUAAAGUUUUGAAAAAGUUUGAAAUGUUGGUUUGGAAACAGCGAUACCACAAGCCUCCUACAGCAUUUGUUACAAAGAUUCAGCACCUAGAGUUUAACACAGAAAAGGGAUGAAUAAGUAGCCAGAUUCGACUGACGCUUUGCUUAUUUUCUCUUUCUGAUUUGUAAACUGUGGGUUUGAGGGUCAUAGGCUUCGGUCUUGUCAUAGAAAAAGUAAAGCUGCCAUACUUUUAGUUUCUCUUUAAAGCAGAAGGAAAUGAGCCUGCAGUCUUUUUGUCCUUUUACAAAUAAACUAAUGCCAUCAAAGUUCCCUUAUAAAUGAUAAAACACAAAAAAGAACAUGUUUGGGUAAGGUGCCUUUGAUCAUUCAUUGGUUGAAAACAUAGUUUGUCACAGGAAACAUGUUAGACAAAACUGGUAUGACUAAAAUUAACCUAUUUGAUGUAUCCAGGUGAGUCACAUGAGAGUUUUUAGGUUAUGUUCCUAGUUUGUGUUUUUCUUUCAGUUAUUUGCAACAGAACAAGUCACAUUCAUCACACUUUAUUUCCAAUCAUCCACUUCUUUCUAAUCUGGCAAUGACGUGUUUUUCAUUUAGCUACUGGUACAAACCAAGAACCAAUCUUAGCCUUGCAGUAACUUUUGUUUUAACAGUGAAUUUUUUACAUUUCAAUUGGCUCCACAACAAUAAGCUGCUGUCAACGAUUUUUAAAAUCACAAAUCUUGACAGUAAAACAGGGCCUCCGUCAUAACUCAUAAACUUCCCCCCUCCCUUAAAAAUGAAAAAUGUUGUGCAAAAGCUCCUGUCACUUCCUCAUAUACUUUUGUGGUUUUGCUAGAAGCGCAACUCCUUUUUAGCUGCAGUCGUCAUUUAACACUUGUCUUCAGUCUUAUUUCGACUCGCCGAGGCAGCAACCAUGGCAGGCAUUGCUUUGCCGCUUCAAGAUUUUAUUGCAUCGCUGGAUCCCAGCAGUUUACCGAAAAUUCUACAGAUUUGCUCUGGAGUCUAUUUCCAAGGUUCGGUGUAUGAAAUAUCUGGGAGUGAAGUUAGCUUCUCCACUGGGGAUCUAAUAAAAGUCAUCGGUAUUGAACUGCAGUCUGUCUCCUGUGAGGAUGUUGCCAACAAGGAGACAUUUGAACUGCCAGUCAGCCAUGCAGGGCUGUUCAAGGUCGUCCCGGAGCAGAUGCCAUACAGUUCAGUUGAAGAGAUGAUGAGUCUGAGGCCUGUGGGCCAGGAGUCCUUCCUGCCUUUUACUUUCCACAGCCACACUAAAAUGACACUUGACACCUUCACCCUGGGGGCCGGCAAGGCUUUGACUGUGAUCGCCAUCGAGAAACACGAGGGGAAAGAGGAUCAGGUGCGGUGCCACGUUAAAGGAGAAGCAGAGGCCUCGGCUGAAGUCCGCAUCCCUUUGUCGUCUCGGGGGCAGUUUUACGAGUGCGAGAGCGAAGAAUGCUACACCCUGAAGGAGAUCAUGUCUUCACCCUUUCUGCGUAGCCGAAGGUUUUGCUUGGUUAAGAAAACCAACUGUGAGCGGGUCCUCGUCCUCAGUCCAGUUUACCAGAUCCAGGCCAUUAUGAACUUGAGGAAGAAUGUGCUGAGGUUCCCUUCCAGCUUAGAAGUGGAUGUGGUUGAUGUCAGCGACCUGUGUAAAGACGUACACUUCAUGACACCGCUCAGUCUGAAAGAAGUGCUGUCUCGGCCUGAUGAAUCCUUGCCUGGGGUAGUGGAGAUAUUAGAAGAGCCACAUGCAGGCUCUCUGUUUAAGUGCAACUGGCUGCAGGGACUUACCAAGAGAGCACACUUGGUUUUGCACAAGAAAGGAACCAAGGCCAUGGCUCUGUUGUCUAGCAUGAAGGGCCGAAAGGCUCAGCAGUUCUUCCUAGUGUCUCAGCAAUACGGCGGGCGCAUUCGGAGACGGCCAAGAGACUUUAAUUCAGUGUACGAGCUGUACGUCGCUUCAACUCAGACAAAAGGGCUGACAGUGAGCGUAACAAGGAACUGUGAGGAGGUGGAGGAGGAAGGUCUGCCUGGUCUCAGUGUUGGAGAAAGACUGGAAAUUGUGAGCUGUACCAGAAUGGACCUGCCUGGGGAAAGCAGCAAAAAACAGAAACAGUCCAUUGAGGCACUUUUGUGUCACCGUGUUCAGGACCCAGAUGAUGUGGAUGAUGAGGAGGAGGAGGAGGAGAAGGAAGAGGAGGAGGUCAAACAGCUGGAUGAGAAAGAGGAGGUUCGGCUGCCUCUAUACAUGCAAGGUCACUUCGUUGAGGUACUUGGUGACAACAAAAAGUAUAAACUCAGUCAACUGGGUAAGGAGUUUAGUUUGCCACUGGAUGUGAAAGUGGUGAGCCGUGAUACAGAACUUGAGAGUGAUCCAUUAGUUGGGUUUCCUUGUCUGAGAAUAGAGGGUGCAAUGCUGGAACCAACUAUCCAGGCAAGCUUCCUGGAUAAACCUGACUACUGUUUUGAACUUCCAGCCAACUGGCUCUCCAUGUCUGUCUGCUACACAGAAGAGCCCCUUCCCUGGCCUGAUGGUCAAUGUCCCAAGAGUUCCGUAGAAUGGGUUACUGAAGUGUCAGAAAAGUUCUUUUAUGAAUUUCAGAAGCAGCGUAACUCCGGCGAGGCUCCUCCACCUCGACCGCCAAAGCGAGAUUUGUCAUCGUCAAAAUCCUCAAAAGCACGUUCAAAACCCGCAAAGAAGUCAUCCAAGCACCAAGACAAAAUCACCCCAACCGAGCAGUUCAGUGCCAUGACUUUGAAUAAAAAAAGGGCACCAGCUCCUCCCCCUCCAGAUGGUUUAAGCGAUGAGCCUCCCACCAUUGUACCACGAAAGCACCUUGAGGUCGGUGGGUCAGCCAAGGCACUGCCAAACAUGUACAUAAAAAUGAACCAACCAAAGACUAGAGGGCCCACGAGUGAUGUUACUGCAUGUGUGGACAGCGAUCACGACUACGAAACGUUGGACGAAUCUUUGGCAUCUAUGGUGAAGUCGGCGCAGGAGAGUGUUGCUUUUCUAGGCAAAAGCUGAAGUUCUUUCAUUGCAGCUCGGUGGGAAUGACAGCUGAAUUUAUGAGUGGCUAAACUAGAAAAGGUGCAAGUGAACCUAAUCUAAAAACAGGUCUGCAACAAUGUGCGCACAAGCACCAAGCCAGAAAUCUCUUUAGUAAUUUGGACCGUGCUGAUCUAUUUACUCCCCCGCCAAAAUUCACUCGGCCAAAGAGAGUGAAACAAGUACGAUAUAAUUAGGCGAUUGUCACAAAUUUACAAUUUUGUGAAAAGGCAGUAUUUUGUGUUGGUGCUGUUUUGUUCAUAGAACUUUGUAAUUUGCCCAAAGUCCUGACUGAUGGCGAUUCAUUUGUGGAUAAUUAAUGCUUGGAAUUUGUUACGUUUUUCUUAUUGUUUAUUUGCCCACCCGCCUUAUGAUGUGAAACCUGAUUGUGGUUUAUUGGGUAUUUGAUUUUAGUUCCUGCUGUCGCAGCAGCAUUGGUUCCAUUGAGGGGUCCAGGACAGGUCGGAGCAGCUGGGGAUUCUAUUUUAUCUGUUUCUGUUGUAAAAGCGGGCCACACAACCGAUCCGGUGUCGGUACAGGAUCGGCUCGGGGUCCUUCGACUGCCGAUGACGUCACAUUACUGCAAAUCUACUCGGCUUUCACACUCGUUUUGGAAAGACAUCAGCAGUUUUGUUAAUAAAUUCUUGUUUGUUAACACCUAAAUGUUUUCUUUAUAACUGUAAUUUGUUAAUAAAACACCAUAUUACCUUUGUUUUGUAAAGAAUGUGAACCUGCAUAAAACCAACAUCGGACUGACACAAAAUAAACAGUUCUUUAAUGUGAAGCCAUAUCUGUUUGUAUUAAUGUGGAGUUCGUCUGUAUAUUUCCUUAGUAGUAUCUAAAUACUUUCUUUGACUCAAAAUAUUGCUUGGUGUAUUUCAGUAAAGUUCUUAUAUUUUAUUUUGCCCCAUUACAUCAACAUCAAGAGCUUUUGAGGGUCACCGUUUAUCAUUUGCUUAUAUUUUACAUUUCCUUUAGAUAUUCAAACAUAUUUUCUCCAAAAAGUGUUGAUUUUUGGACUACAGGACUACAACCGCUAAGACUACGACCGCAAAUUUGUUCUGACCAAUCAAAAUCAUAACGUGAUAACGUAACUUCCGUAAGCUUCAUGUUCAGCCAAUCAACUACUUUGACAUCAUCGGCAGUCGAAGGACCCCGAGCCGAUCCUGCACCCGAGCAGAUCCUGUACCGACACCGGACCACGACAUUCAUAGGCCAACUGAGUGACUAGGGAGGAGAAGCCAGCGUCACACAACACAGUCCAUUGAGGAAUAUAAAAACGUCACUGCUCGUGGCGAGCGAAAUAAAGACCAGAAUGCUGUUGUUUGUAUCGUUAUUUGUACACGGGCAUGAAAAGAUGUCAGCAAGCAGUAGUGAGGUUUGGUUGGUUUCAGAACUACAAACAUGUCUCACCAUCGUCGGUGAUGGCCGCAUACAGGAAGGUACGCGUUUAGGUUUCACCCCACCUGCCAAGUGAGAAUCCAACUGCCAAACCGUCGGUCAAUACCAGCCCACAACGACCCUUUCUGACCUAUCCCAGACCAACCAGGGGAACCGAAGCUAGUUUUGCUUCAGCCUCAUGGCACAGUGCUUCCUCAAACUGGAAAAUAUGAGGUUCUCAAAACUUUUGGACACAGCUGUACUAUUGGUUUUCAGCCCUUGUAGACAAAAGUUUUUUAAAGACCAUGUAGUUUUUAUUUAUGCCGUGCAAUACUAAGCAGUUAGUGGCGAUGCACAGCAACUGCCACACCCAUUAACACAGUGGCAAAUAUUUCUGAUUUAAACUCAAUAUUACUAACAAACUGUAUAUUUAUGCUGAUGUCAAACUGUAUAUAUGCAAUAAUCAGACACUCCCGAAAAAGGCUCAUCUCCAACCACGUCAAUCUACAGGAGUGCAACAUUCUAGUUUUGACAAAUAAACUUAUGUAUUUUUAUCAAACCCGGGUUGUUUAUAUUUGUGCAUUCUGUGAUGUGAAUUUGACACAAAAUGUUAAGUUAAUGUUGUGCAUGCUCAUAUUUAAAAUCAAAUAAAUUUGCUAAAAUAAGUUGAAAA
This is a messenger RNA of Nothobranchius furzeri (turquoise killifish), 5101 nucleotides long. RefSeq names its product thymocyte selection associated family member 2 (gene themis2). The record is from RefSeq and is a predicted model, not a curated record. Gene Ontology annotation, cellular component: cytoplasm; nucleus. Gene Ontology annotation, biological process: T cell receptor signaling pathway. NCBI's taxonomy places the organism in Eukaryota, Metazoa, Chordata, Actinopteri, Cyprinodontiformes, Nothobranchiidae.